AUGACAAGCGAACCUUUUCUAUGGUAUAGAGAUAAAGAUCGGCUAAGGAUUGGAGAAGUCAACAGGUACAUUGUCACCUACAAGCGACAGCGUGGUGCCGCUACUACUCAGAUUUAUUUCAGAAUUAAAAAUAUAGAGAACCCGGGUAUAAGAACCAUACAUUUGCUAACCGGUCCAUUCAUAUUGUACUGUCACGUUGUACCUUGUAACUACAACUACAAGAGAAAGUUUUGUCCGGAAAAUGUGGAACAAAAUCCUGAGGUGGCUUUUGAAAAUCAAAUUAAACCUAAUCAAUCUUUUAAUGUGACAUUACUUUUGAAUGACAAUUCUCUAGCUAAAACAUCGACCGAAGGUGAAAUUCACUAUGAGCAUUUUCAAUGGGAAAUAGAGGUGAUAUCACAGAUUGUCAUUACUAAAAAGACCGAGGUGCUCUAUGACAUGAUGAUUGGAGACGAUCCUCGUGCUAUGAAAAAGUUGGGACUUGGUAAGCUACAAAAAACAUUAACCAGUAUAGUGCCCAAUAACAACGACGAAGACAGAACUGCACAAGAAGUAUUUGACCAUGAAACGACUAAUCAUGUGUUCAACCCGUAUUUGAGUGUGGACAAGAAAACCACUGAUGACCUUUGGAACAGAAAACCACUAGAUCCACUUAAACCAGUUCAUUUAGUAAUAGUUACCCAUGGUAUUUUCUCAAACCUCACAGCUGACAUGCUCUACCUAAAAGAAACUUUGGAAAGUUCCGUGCUGGAAAAUAUCAUGAUUCGAGGAUAUCGGUAUAAUGCUGGAAAAACUGAAAAAGGGAUCAAAAAGUUGGGUCGUAAUGUGGGUGACUAUAUCGCCGAUGUAAUUGAAAAAGAACCUUACAAUUUCAACAAAAUAUCAUUUAUUGCCCAUUCACUUGGAGGUGUAGUACAAUUGUAUGCCAUCAAGUACAUAUUAGUGACUAGAGGUGUUGACUUUUUUGAUCGCUUGCAUGUUCAGCCAAUCAAUUUGAUUUCAUUGGCAAGUCCAUUCUUAGGUAUCUUGAAUGAACUCAACUUGGUCCUCUCAUGGAUACUAGAUCUCGGCACACUUGGAAAGACAGGGCGUGACCUAACAUUGCUGAAGAGAUUACCUGGAUGGAAAGACGUGGAGAUUGGUGAUCAUCGAACAAAGGACAGAUUCAAGCCUGUCUUGGAAACAUUACCUGAUGACCCACUUCAAACAUUUUUGGGAAAAUUUGAACGUUUAACUGUGUACGCGAAUGCUAUAAAUGAUGGUAUUGUACCUUUGAGAACAGCAGCUAUUUUGUAUCUAGACUAUGAGGCGUUGGGUGAUGUGAAUGAAUUAAAGAGGACAAACAAUGUUAUUGACAGGCCGGAGUUGGAGAAUGAUCAUCAUGAUGUUCAAAGCAAUGAAAGUCAAAAUAAUGUUCUGGAGGUUCCUGAAUCUGGUGCGUCAAAUGAUGAGACUACUGGCAAGGGUCAUAUUUCACAAAGUGGUCGAGAACAAAAUGGUGAAACCCCCCACUCACUUUCAAAGGAGAAGAAUCGAUUGAAAGAAGUUCACGAUAAAUUCGAUGAGUUUACAAGUUUGAACUCUUCGCAAAAGAAGCUAACUAGGAGGCAGAAGAAGUAUCAGAAUUUUAGCAUCAAAGGCUCCGACACCAAUUCCGAUAGUUUGUCUGCCAGUAACAAUUCCUCCAUGGAUUCAUCGAUGGAUCCAUCGACUACAAUCAAUGUUCCUCCACGUGCCUCAGCAAUUGAGUCUGCUCUAAAUACCUUAAUUUGUCCUAUUCCUUCUCAAGAGUAUAUAAUGGAUCCAGCUUCAAGAAACCCGGUGAUUUUCCAUGACAAAUACUACCACUUUGAUAAAUCGAAUGAUGAGACCAAUGUUAAGUCGCGUUCUUUAAGAGAGAGAUUGUUUGGAUACUCUGCAGAUUGGAGGCUUCAUAAACAAGUGGUUAUAGCCAACAAAUAUCACACUAGCAAACUUAACUGGCGGAAAGUAUUGGUGAAUUUGCCACCUGAUGCUCAUAAUAAUAUCAUUGUGAGACGGAGAUUUGCCAACGGAUAUGGAUGGGGGGUAAUUCAUCAUGUUUGUGAGAACUUGUUUGAAACAAAAACAGAUGGCAAUGAUCAACUUGAGAAAGAUGUUACAUAUGAUGACAAUACGUUUUUGCAAAACGAAUCAGAGAAAAAGAGCGAGGAAAUGCAAGGUGAUGUCAAAGCUAAAAUAUAA
Molecule: messenger RNA, 2223 nt
Organism: Lodderomyces orthopsilosis Co 90-125
Lineage: Eukaryota; Fungi; Ascomycota; Pichiomycetes; Serinales; Debaryomycetaceae
Exons: 1
Coding region: 1-2223 (740 amino acids)
Molecular function (GO): monoacylglycerol lipase activity
Source: RefSeq, a predicted model, not a curated record